CAAAUUGCAAGAUAAAUUCAAGCGAGCCAAAGCGUUAGCAACCAAAUUCGUUUCUCGAUAGACAUAUAAGAUCAAACGCCCUAUAGAAUCAAGUGCAAGUCGGUUGAUCCAACUUCCAAUUACCCAAAACGACCCGUUUCAAACAGGUGAAAAGUAUAAAUACCCCAAGAAAACCAGAAAUCUUACCAAACUGAACGACGGCUGCGUUCACUCUGUUCAGUGAGAUCAACAUCAUCCCAAUGUCGUCGUGCCUGUCGUCGUCGUCGUCGUCUGGAUCUUGGAACAGCACCAAGGCAUGGAUCGUUCACGGAAUCGUCGCCGGAGUUGCGGUUGCGGCGGCAAUUGGGGCCCGGGCCUACCUGGGUCCGACUAGGAAGUUCCGGAGCCGGGUAGUCGGCAUUAUACCCGCUCGCUACGCUUCUUCUCGUUUCCAGGGCAAGCCCCUCGUUCAGAUCCUCGGAAAACCCAUGAUUCAGAGAACAUGGGAAAGGGCAAAACUAGCAAGUACAUUGGAUCAUGUUGUUGUGGCAACAGAUGACGAGAAGAUUCGAGAAUGUUGUCGCAGUUUUGGAGCUGAUGUCAUAAUGACCUCGGAAUCCUGCCAGAACGGUACCGAGCGUUGUUCUGAAGCAAUUGAGAAGCUCGAGAUGAAGUAUGAUAUAGUUGUCAACAUUCAGGGGGAUGAGCCUCUUAUUGAACCUGAGAUAAUAGAUGGAAUUGUUAAAGCUUUGCAGGCAGCUCCAGAUGCAGUGUUUAGCACUGCCGUCACGUCAUUAAAACUUGAAGAUGCAAUGGAUCCAAAUCGAGUGAAAUGUGUGGUGAAUAAUAGUGGUUAUGCCAUCUACUUUUCAAGGGGGUUGAUUCCAUUUAACAAGUCAGGAAAGGCCAAUCCACAGUUUCCCUAUUUGCUUCAUCUUGGAAUUCAGAGCUAUGAUACAAAGUUUCUAAAGAUAUAUCCAGAACUUCAACCUACUCCUUUGCAACUAGAAGAGGAUCUGGAGCAGCUUAAGGUCCUUGAAAAUGGGUAUAAGAUGAAGGUGAUUAAGGUCGACCAUGAGGCUCACGGUGUUGACACCCCAGAAGAUGUUGAAAAGAUUGAAUCUCUGAUGCGCGAAAGGAACCUGUCUUAGGAGUUGUAGUUUGCAGCAGUAUAUCAGACCAUGGAAAAAAGAGUAUGUCUUCCGUAGACUCGUAAUUAUUGUGAUAAUACAAGACGGUUGAGGUCUAGUCAAACAAACAGAAGAAAUUGACCAAAAUAACAAUUAAAUAAUAAUUAAAAUAUUAAUAUAAAAUAUCUUUCUUAUAUGUACAAAAAAGCCAGAAGGAUAGAGAUAUGAAUUUUGGGAAGAUGAACAUGACACACAGGAGGGGGAGAGAGAGGACCACUGGGAUGGAUUUGUGAGGUUUAAAUUUCGUGUUUGCGUGUAGUUUUGGAAUUUGCAGACUGAAAUUGUCACUCAUGAAUCUUUAUGUACAAAAUGUAAUGGAAAAGACCUUGAUUUGGCUUCUCAA
Pyrus x bretschneideri (Chinese white pear) is the source of this 1512-nucleotide messenger RNA. Its product is annotated as 3-deoxy-manno-octulosonate cytidylyltransferase, mitochondrial. Gene Ontology annotation, molecular function: 3-deoxy-manno-octulosonate cytidylyltransferase activity. Gene Ontology annotation, cellular component: cytosol. The record is from RefSeq and is a predicted model, not a curated record. Lineage: Eukaryota; Viridiplantae; Streptophyta; Magnoliopsida; Rosales; Rosaceae. Bases 240 to 1130 code for a protein of 296 amino acids. The transcript has 8 exons.